Molecule: messenger RNA, 1136 nt
Organism: Monopterus albus (swamp eel)
Lineage: Eukaryota; Metazoa; Chordata; Actinopteri; Synbranchiformes; Synbranchidae
Gene: vta1
Product: vesicle (multivesicular body) trafficking 1
Exons: 8
Coding region: 131-1114 (327 amino acids)
Biological process (GO): late endosome to vacuole transport via multivesicular body sorting pathway
Cellular component (GO): multivesicular body
Source: RefSeq, a predicted model, not a curated record
CUGUGUAGGCGGCCGCUCUCAUUGGAUAUACACGCGGAAGUGACGAGAACACUUCUGCUAAUAACAACAUCAAGAAGCGUGUUGUCUCUUCCAUUUAUAUAUUUUGUUUUGUGAGCAUUUAAAAACUGACAUGGCUCUGCCGCCCCAGCUCAAGGCCAUCCAGCACUACCUGCGGACCGCUCAGGAGCAUGAGAAACGGGACCCGGUCGUGGCUUACUACUGUCGGCUCUAUGCUAUGCAGACGGGCAUGAAGCUGGACAGUAAAACACCAGAGUGCCGAAAGUUCCUGGUCAAACUCAUGGACCAGCUGGAGACGAUGAAGAAGGAUCUGAGUGACAAUGAAUCCAUCACUCAGGAGGUGGUUGGUAACGCCCACCUUGAAAACUACGCCUUAAAGAUGUUCCUCUACGCCGACAACGAGGACCGAGCAGGACAGUUCCACAAGAACAUGGUCAAGUCUUUCUACACUUCCAGUCUGCUGCUGGAUGUCAUCUCGGUGUUUGGGGAGUUGUCAGAGGAGAACAUUCAGCACCGGAAGUAUGCCCGCUGGAAGGCCACCUACAUCCACAACUGUCUGAAGAAUGGGGAGACGCCGCAGCCUGGGCCCAUCGCCAUGGACGAGGACGGGGAAGCAGAUGACUUUGGAGGUGAAGGCUUCUCAGGCCUGGGCCCCUUCCACGGGGCUUCCUUCAGGGGAGGGUCCUUCAGGGAUCCUUCUGUCCAGUCCCAUGAGGACCAGAGUUUGGGUCCGGGUCCCGCUCCAGGCAUUGGCUUUACCCCUGGUCCAGGAUUGGGACCAUCGGCUCCCCCCACCACCAACUACAACAACAUCCACAUCCCACCAGGGGCCCACGCACCGGCCAAUACUCCAGCUGAGCUGCCCCCACCCACAGAUGCAGCUAAACCAGUGCCUAUGCCCCGAUCGGUGCCCGCUGUUGACCCCACACUGUUCGAUGCCCAGCAGCAGGGUGGAGUUCAUCUUACCCCAGAGGACUUCACCAAGGCCCAGAAGUACUGCAAGUACGCCGGCAGCGCCAUGCAGUACGAAGACGUCGGCACGGCCAUCCAGAACCUCCAGAAAGCCCUGAAACUCCUCACCACCGGCAAAGAAUGAAGUCUUUGUCCUCCAGGCUGAC